Dreissena polymorpha is the source of this 3613-nucleotide messenger RNA. RefSeq lists its product as uncharacterized. Lineage: Eukaryota; Metazoa; Mollusca; Bivalvia; Myida; Dreissenidae. The record is from RefSeq and is a predicted model, not a curated record. The transcript is spliced from 4 exons. The coding region runs from base 1528 to 3012 and encodes 494 amino acids.
CAAUUUUCUGCUGAAUGUCUUUUACGGAUUGACCAUGUUUCUUCGUAUUCUUAUCCCUUUCCAACAUAUCCACUAAUCGUUUUACUAGAUUUUCGAUACUUACGACAUCAAAAUACUAAUCGUAUCCGUGUAGUAUUCAAUCCACGCGCCAUGGUUCGGCAUUCAUGUUUUUAUUUUCUGUCUGCAUAUGUAUAUGGGCCGUGCUCUGUGAAAAUGGGGUUUAAUGCAUGUGCGUUAAGUGCCGUCCCAGAUAAGCCUGUGCAGUCUGCACAGGCUUAUCAGGGGUGACACUUUCCGCUCAAAUUGGAUUUUUGCUAAGAAGCUACUUUCUUUAAACAUAAAAUAUCAUAAAAGCAGAAAGGGUCGGUCCUGAUUAGCCUUUGCGGCACUUUACGCACAUGCUUUAAACUACCUUUUCACAGAACACGGCCUAUAUGGAUUAGACGCGUGUUUGUUUUGUGAUGAAUUCUAGGCUGUGAUGUUUGGCUAGCCCUCAAACUGGUCCAAAACCCCAAAUGCUUUGCACUGACCGCUCAAAGGCGGUGAUCUCAGCGUUAAUUGAUUUAUUCUUAUAUUUGGUGUUCUGUUUUAAAAAAUAUAGAAAAAGAACAAUAAUUUCCCACCUGACAGAAACUUUCUUGAGUUACAUCGUUUGCUAUUUCACAGUUAAGGUGUUUGUUUUCAGAGACGAAACUAUGCAAGUUAACGAAAUUCUUGCAAAGAAUUUUUUACACAAGUGCUUGACUAGUAAUUAGAUAAAACAUAAUAAGCCUCAUUCUGUGAUGCACAUGCGUCACGUGUCAUUCCGUAUUUGGAUGUACAGUAUGCACUGGCUAAUCAAGGAUGACACUGACCGCUUUAUGGAAGAAAGGAAGUCUGAAGGUAGUCUAGUCUUUUUUUAAAUUAAACUCCAAAUAAGGCAGAAAGUGUCGUUCCAAAUAAGCAGGCUUAGUUGGGAUGACACUUUACGCUCAAGCAUUAAGACCCGUUUUUCCAGAACGAGGCUAAUAUACAUGUAGUGUAGAGUUGACCUAUCCCUGGGCGAAAACAGUUGGGAAAACAAAGAUUUGUGUCCGUUUAACUUGUUUAAUUUUGUGCAUAAUUAUGUUUCGUUUGCAUGUUUUAAGGGGGUUUAUUAUAUAAAAGAAAGGUGCACGCAAAGGUUUCCACUGUCUAAAUGGCAAAUGCAACCUUACAAUUUCAAGGGAGAAUACUGAGAUAUCACAGCACUUUCGAAUUCAACACAUGUUUACCUCCCUUGUAAAUACGCAGUCAGCUGAUCAGGGGAGGUCACUUACAAGGAGAACCCACAUGACGAUCAUGUGACACAUUUGAGACGCACAUGUGACUUUGUGAAAGUUUGUCAUGUGACAAACAGAAAGAGAGGCGUAAUUCUGCUUACAUAUAAAUUCAAGACAACGUGCGAUUGACUUUAGUUUGGUGGAAAUAACCGAGGUGACACUGAAAUAAUGGCCGGUUCCUACGACAAGCGUUGACUCUCAUUAAGACACUUGUGUUGUUAACAAAAUGGCGAGUUUAGCUGAUGUGUUUAAGGACAAGGAAAGGACAAACUGGCUGAAAGCGUGGUUAGCCAUAGACAUUGCAAAGUCUGGCUUGGAACACUUCGCUGACAACGAGGCUCAUAAUUUUCACCAGCACAUUUACAGCCAAGUAACAUCUACUCGUAAGUCACCAUUAUCUACUUGCACCAGCUGUACCACAGACAAUGUAUGGUACAACAAUCAAUGUCCUAUGCAGAUUUGCAAUAAAGUUUGUCAGAAAAUCAACAAUGAACAUCGGUAUAAAAAUAACAACAAAAAUGAAUAUUGUUGGUCUUGGAAGAAUACAUCUGCGGAAUUGUGGCAAACAAACUAUUGGGAAAUAGCAAAAUGUUUUUUCCCACCAGAUGGAUAUGCUGCCACGAGUUCAAUCCAAGAUACAGACUUCAACGGAGUGGUCAGUUUUUUGCUGAACUGCAAACACUUUGAUAGCAAGUUCUCUUUUCCAAUAACAAAGGGAACGCCAACCCAAAGACCUGCCUGCCUCCUGUAUGAGGCUCGUGAAAUCGGGAAAGCUGUGCGUCACUCUUCGAAAAUGAAAGUCACAGACGUGGAGCUCAAUGACUACUUCAUGACAUUGUCCAGCCUGCUGAGUGAUUCACGAUAUCUACGUGGAGAUAGCGAUGCCCAAAAUGCUGUUAAGAAAUUAGCAGAGUUGAAAAAAGAUACCUUAUUAUUGACUACAGCGGAGAUGAAGUGUCUCCUGGAGGCUGUUGAUUCAACUUUGAAGAAACACUUGAAAGAUGUUGCCAAAGAUGUUGUUGAUGAAUCAGUGAAUGAGCUCAGAGAAAACACAGAAUUGUGUAUUGAGAAAAUCAAAGACUAUAUGGUUACAAUUAAGGAAGAGCUCGCAAAAGAGGCAGAAUUGCAUAAACAAGAUAUUGAUAAAAACGCAAAAAAAAGCAUGAAAGAUUAUAAUGAACUAACAGUCUUGGGCAAAAAAGACUUUGAUGGGAACGCAGUCAAACGCACGCAAGCCUUUGAUGACAACUCAGAAAAACGCACGCAGGAGUAUGAUGAACACACAGUCACACGCACGCAAGCCUUUGAUGAGAAUGCAGAAAAACGCACGCAGGAGUAUGAUGAACACACAGUCACACGCACGCAAGCCUUUGAUGACAACUCAGAAAAACGCACGCAGGAGUAUGAUGAACACACAGUCACACGCACGCAAGCCUUUGAUGACAACUCAGAAAAACGCACGCAGGAGUAUGAUGAACACACAGUCACACGCACGCAAGCCUUUGAUAAGAACGCAGAAAAACGCACGCAGGAGUAUGAUGAACUCACAGUCUCACGGAAAAAAGACUUUGAUGAGAAUGCAGACAAACGCACGCAGAAUUUUGAUGAGAUCGCAGAAAAACGCUUGAGGGACAUUAAUGAGCAAUGUGGAAAUACCACUUUCACUGAAACUUCCUACAAACAGUCCAGUAAAGGUAUAACUAAAUUAUAAACAUGCAAUUAUACAAUUUGAAACAACUUUUUUUAACAUAAAUACUAACUUUUAGAACCACUGUGCUUCAAAUAAAUGGAAUGCCCUUGAUCAUUUAGAUAUAUAUUCAUAUGCAUAUUGUUGUUAAAAAGAAAAAAUGUUGAGGUACAAUCGACACAAGUAUACAACAUUUGGAAUGGAUACAAGUAAAUAAACGAGCAUACUUUUUAUAACACUAGUAUGAUUACAAUGUCCAUACAUACCCUAAAACCAACAUAUUAAUCCAGCUUAGCUUGUUAUGAGACAACUUACACGAUUGAAUGUCAUUGUACAAUGGAUAUUACUUAUGCAUAAGCGAUUCAAAAAUCAUCAUGAACACUUGGUAAUUAGCUGUGAUUUCGAUAUUAAGUACAUUGCCACUAAUUUCAUUGGAAAUUAAAAUCACAUACAAUAGUAGUGUGAAGGUUAUAAGUACAGACUGCAAGCAAUUUUGGGAUUCUUUAUGUGUGUUUCCCCAUAAAACUUGUGUUAUGUAACUUAUUACAAUCAUUAUUGGCAAUGGGCUGUAAAUGUUGCUGAAAGUCGGCCAAAAUUAAAUUCUUUGUUUUGGGCAAGGUCUGAA